Messenger RNA from Opisthorchis viverrini, 288 nucleotides. RefSeq lists its product as hypothetical. The transcript has 3 exons. Lineage: Eukaryota; Metazoa; Platyhelminthes; Trematoda; Opisthorchiida; Opisthorchiidae. The record is from RefSeq and is a predicted model, not a curated record. The coding region runs from base 1 to 288 and encodes 95 amino acids.
AUGGCCUACGUCCAUAUAAAACGCGCGGCGCACCUGACACUUUGUACCGGUCAAGUGCUCUAUGAAGUUUCAGACCAGCAAGAAAUUCGGGUCUGUAUCUUCUUCGAUCGACUAGCUGAGUUGUUUUCUGAGGGUAGCCUGUGCGUCACUUUCGUCUUGUUCCUUCGAGGCCAGCGACGCAGGGAUUGGACCCAAAUGACUUCGCUGUGUGCGGAUGUUAUUCAGUCCCAACUUGAGACGCAACCGUCUCUUCCUUGUUUGACGGUCACGGAAAUGGCGGAGAAAUAA